UCCAAGAGACAACAGCGAUGGAGCCGAACAUGGCCCCGCGGCGGCUGUGGCACGUGGUGCGCGCCGUGCUGUUCAUGCUCCGCAAGGGCAUGUCUAAGCGGCGGAAGCUGUCCAUGGAUCUCCAGCUCAUCCUCCAACGCAGCAAGAUCGCCGGCAAGGCCCUCGGGAAGCUAAUCACCGCCCACGGCCACCACGACGACCAGCCCGCCUCCCAGAAGGCGCCACCACGACGACCAGACCCUUCGCUCGCCAUCUACAACCCGCACGGCGCCGGCCGCGAGGUGGAGUUCAGCUGCAGUAACACCCCCUCCUACCCGCCCAUCCAACUCAUCCCCACCAAGCGCGGGCGCCGCCGCAACAACCGCCGUACCCACCGCGGCGCCAACGGCGCCGAGCCCGGGUGGUACAACUACGACGCGGCUGACAUUGCCAAGGUCUUCGAGGUCCUCAACGACGAGCAGCUUCUGAACGAAGUCGUCGGCGACGGCGCCGGUGCGGCCGCGCUCGCCGUGUUGGCGACGCCUUCCCCUGCGCUGUGGGCGAGCUUCGGCCGCAGCCCGGCGCCGGUGAAGCAGCUUCGUAUCACCGACUCGCCGUUCCCGCUGAGGGAUGACGCGGCGGAUCAGGAAGACGGUCUCGUGGACCAGGAGGCGGACGAGUUCAUCAAGAAGUUCUACGACCAGCUGCGCAAGCAGCAGAGCCUCGCCGUCGCCACGCCAGAGUACGGGUAUGCGCGUCCAGCGACCGGCGUCGCGUACUAGCUAGCUAGGACCUAGCUACAUGCCGAUCGGAGUGUCCAUAGGUGUUAGCUACUCCCCGCAUAUGUAUUAAUGUUUGGCACCAUUUUUUUCCAAGUGUGAAAUGUGUGCGUGCUCCAGUACAUAUAUGUACGUAGAGAGCUACUAUCAUGGUCUAAUAAUUUUUCUAGCAUGGAGUUGUGAGAUUUUCCA
This is a messenger RNA of Lolium rigidum, 950 nucleotides long. RefSeq lists its product as uncharacterized. The transcript has a single exon. Bases 18 to 761 code for a protein of 247 amino acids. Lineage: Eukaryota; Viridiplantae; Streptophyta; Magnoliopsida; Poales; Poaceae. The record is from RefSeq and is a predicted model, not a curated record.